AUGCCGCGUCGCAAGGCCAAUGAAAAUGGUACGGCAAGCGCAACGGUCGGUGGUGCGACAAAGCCGCGCGCACGACGAUCGAAGAAGGACGUGGUCGUGGGGGUUGCUGCUGGCGGUGGUGGCGGCCUGGAGCCGAAGCUGGAACUCGUCCAGGGUAUGUACGACACCGGCCAAGCGGCCCCGUCGGCCAUGCAACCGGUUCCUAUGAUGCACAACCACAACGGCAUGAUCCCGAUGCACGAUGAUGCCGGUGGACCGAUGUCCAGUCAUCACGUGUACACGCCACCGCAGGGCUCCAUGGGCGCACCGGUCCCGCAACCGCCACCGCCUCCGGAGUACUACCAGGCCGUACCGCCCGGGUAUCAGCCAUCGGCGCUUGGCCCACCACCACCCGGACCUGCACAGCAGGCACCGCCACCACCACCGCCACCGCCGCCGCCGCACCAGUUCAUUGAACCUGAACCACCGCAGAGUCCAUUUGUUGGGCAGCCAUCUCAUCUGCAGCAGCAUAAUCACAUGAUCAUGAGGUACAGGCAUGUCGCUCCAAUGGGAGUGCCAAACCAUCAGCAAGGGCCUCCACCUUCACAACUGGAGUUCAGGUUGCAUGAAAUGAACCGGAGGUUAUUCAUCUUCAGCAAUAGCGGGAUCCAGGAAAAGGAUCACACGCAGUGGUGGGAUGCGUUCGCGCAUGAAUUUUUUGAUGACGACGCUAAAAUGAGUUUUGUGCUGUUCGACGAUCAGGUGCCAGGCCAUCACCAUCGCUACACCAUCGGUCGAUUGUUGAUACCAAGGUAUUUCCGGUCAAUAUUUGAAAGUGGCGUGAAAGAAAUGUUUUACGUAGUACGAACACCGUCACGCGAGCAAGCAGGAGGGCCGUGGACAAUCGUGCUUGAUUGCGACAACGUGCUGCUUGUAUCAAAACACGAAAAACCGGUCUUAUCGGAAGUGCACACCGACUGUAAGUUGAUGUGCGAAUUUGCGUUUGAUGAGACGUAUGGCUAUAGGAUCCGGCAGUGGAACAUUGAGCUAAGGCAUUGUCAGGAAUUCGUCCUCAGAGAUAUUAAUAUGCUGCAAGACAGCGAAACGCAGGAGAAACUGAAGAUGAGUAUAACGCGGACAGGCAUGACACAAAUAACGCUAAAUUAUUUGAAACUUUGUAUGAUUCUGGAACCAAUGCAGGUGCUGAUGAGCCAAAGUAAAUCGCAUAACAUUCCCCCGAGAGAAUCGCUCAAACAAACACUGUUUCAAGCUCAUGCAAAAAUGCAACAGUACCAGCAGCAUCAGCAGCAGCAACAGAUGGCCAUGAACGCUAUGGGUGGGUUGAAUCCGUCACAUGUGUUACCGCCAACACCAGUGGAAGAGCCGACCUCGAAGAAGCCUCGUAAAAGAACGAGGAAAACUGCUGCUGGUGCUGGCACGACAUCUAAUGCAAAAAAGAAAAAUAAUUCACCACCUGCGACCAAUGCUGCUAAUUUUCCAAUGAAUUCGCAUUUCCCGAUCCAAUAUCAGGAUGUUAUGGUGGUGGGCGAGCCGUCUAUGAUGGGCGGUGAAUAUGGUGAGGAAGAUGAACGAACAAUAUCGCGAGUGGAAAACACACAAUUUGAUCCGAACGCUAUGCAGAAUUCGUUGCCCAGUAUGAACCAUCAGAUGCCCAAUGUUAUGUCAGCAAUUGGUGGACCGCCACCGCCUCAGUCCUAUAUGCCGGAUUUUGAGUUGACAUCAAUAGGCGGAUGGGGCGUGAAUACCGGAAAUCAGGGCCCUCCUGCUGCACCUCCAGCUACGUGUGGUACGCCGCUUGGUGUGAAUACACCGAUCACUGCUUGCGAUCCACAGCAAACUUGA
Molecule: messenger RNA, 1842 nt
Organism: Gongylonema pulchrum
Lineage: Eukaryota; Metazoa; Nematoda; Chromadorea; Rhabditida; Gongylonematidae
Source: the annotation of a GenBank genome assembly